Molecule: messenger RNA, 2352 nt
Organism: Coccinella septempunctata (seven-spotted ladybird)
Lineage: Eukaryota; Metazoa; Arthropoda; Insecta; Coleoptera; Coccinellidae
Exons: 3
Coding region: 260-1375 (371 amino acids)
Source: RefSeq, a predicted model, not a curated record
UCAAAUACAAUCCUUUUUUCAGAAAAGUCGUCCAUUACUUCAUAGAUCAGUUUAAAUUGGAAUAAUUAACGUUAUGUCAACUUUGUGUUGAAACCAUAGAAAUGUAAAUGAUUAAUUCAAUAGUUUCGUGAUGAUCCAUGAAGAUUGUGAAAGUUUGAGGAAAUCAUUGUAGAUUAAUUUCUAAGGAGUGUGUAGAUGUACAAAAUUGGUACUUCAGCAGUUAUCAAAUAUUAAGGUUUCGAACUGACAUAUUUCCAAGAUGAAUAAAAGUGAAGAAACGAUAAUUACUGUCGAACCGAAUAUUAUCCUGAUGGAAAAUAUUGAAUAUAUAAUGGAGAAUAUCACACAUUUUGAGAUGGCACCUCGAAUAGAGGAUGUUUUCACAUCCAGUGAAUUGCGUUGUGGGCGUGCAGUUGGAAAUUCCUUUUCCUUCGUGAAUUUCUCGCAGAACACCGAUAUAAACAAUAAAAAUGCAAUGGAGGUUGCUACGAACAGUUCGACAGAUACGGAAAGUAAGAUUCCUACUUUCGAAAUCAACGAUUCUGAUGAAGACGUCAUUUUUGUCGCGGAAUAUAAUAAAGAAAACGUACAGAAUGAUUCGGAGGAAACUUAUAUCGUACCGUACUCUUGUCUUAUUCCACGUGAAGAUGACACAAGUUCCAGUACUACCAGUUCCGAUGCUAGCCCUGGCAUCAUUAGAUCGAAUGGGCCAAGACGAAACCCGACGAGAAAUGCAAGAAAUAAAAAGUAUAAGAAAAAAUGCAGCGAAUACAUCACUGAGGAAGAUCUUAAUGUGUUGAUGGCAAGUGAUGACGAUUCAGCAAAUAUUGAUAAGGUUGAUGAAGCUCUCCCUUGCUCCAAGGAAAUCCGUCCAAAGAAAGUUGUGGUGAAUAAUUGGCCCGCUGAAGGACUUCAUGAACGCCCCGAAUAUAACGAACAAACAGAAGAAAUAGAGAAAUUUGAUUUUUCAAUCAGACAAAUACAGAACUGUGCGAAAAAAGUGAAGACGGAAAAAGCAAAAAACUUGAAGACCCAGAAGAAGAAGUACGUCCCAAAAAAGUUCAAUUACCGAACCAAAAAAAAUAAGAACACAGUUAAGAGGAAAGAAGUUGAAACAGUGCCAUUUUCGGAAUUGAGUGGAUUAAUAAAUGACACUUUCGAUCAUUUGUUGCAAACAUUCAUAAAAACGGUAAAAGAUAGUAAGGUGAAAAAUUUGCAUGUGUGUUCUAAGGGGAAAGAUUCGCAUAAUUUAUGUUUGAAUAGUUAUGAUGAGUUACUCAUGAAUCAAAGUAGAUUACUCUUGCUUAAUGAAGAAAUUGAUUUCGAAGACAUAAACAAUAAGUUGAAAAAUGAGAUUGAUAUUUUUCGUAACUGAAAAUUAAGGAUUCUGUUUCAGUGAUAACUUUUUGAAAUAUUAUUAUUUUAUAAUCUGAAAAUCGUUCAUUACUUUUAAUCGUUUUGCUCACUUAUUAGUAAACUAUAUUUUCUAAUUUUUAACAUUUAUCCGUCUAUGUUUUUAACGAAAUUAAUUGUGAUAUAGAGAUUUCAUUUGUAAUAGGUCCCUUCAGAGAGUAUGUGAUGAGAAUGUAGCAAUUUAAUGCAGUUUUAUUAAUAAAUUUCAUUGUAAUUGGUGACAAGCAUUGUUAAAAUUUUUGUGUAUACAUACUUUCAACAUUGUAUGAGGACAUGUUAUACUUAUACAAUGCUUUUAAUCCAAUAAUGUAUGAUGGAAUGAAGACAUUUUUAAUCAUCUUAUUCAAAAAUCUGAUUGUUUCGAAAGAGUUUUCACAUGAUUGAUGGUUUAAUUUUUGAUCAAUUCAAAAUAGUCAUAACUCGAUGAGUUUAGUUGUUUAGUUAAAACGAUUUUGUAUUUAGGUUUAUUCGUUUGGUUCAUUUCAUUCCAGUUUAUUUUAUAAUAAAGGCCUGUAUAUAUAACUCGAUCAUUUUUUUCUUAUUUAUUUUUGAUAUAAUAGUAUCUUAGGUUGGAUUAAGCUUUUCUCAGCUAUACUUUUAUCAGAUAUACCGGGUGGCACACCCCAGACGCGUUUGAGAAUUAAUUAUGAUCACUCUGAGUUGCAAUUUUUUUUAUGUGUGGGAGUAGCCAACUUGUCUACUCGAAAAAAUACUGUUUGUAGCGCUGGCGUAACUAGUUUUUUCAAUAAUUGCUAUUUAAAAAAACUACAUAUUUUCAAUUUCUCGCCAUUAUCUCGUUAAGGGUGCUUCCAAGGUAUAAAGUGAUCUGAAGAAAGUCAUAAUAAUUUGAGCUUGCCAUGUCAUUUUUUAAGGUCAAAUACAGGGUAUUACGUUUAAAAAAGUGUAACUUUGGUCUAUAUUCUUGUUUUCGAACACUCU